GAUUGAGGAAGGAAAUCCAGCUCCCUUCAUCAGCUAGAAUCCAGUUCUCCUUCUGUCGCUCUCCCUAAUCUUUUGUGAUAUCCAAUUCGUAAAACCUCAAACAUUCCCUGUCCAGAGCUUUCAAUCUUAUCAUUUCGGCGCUUAAUGAUCUCGUGAGCCUUUGCUUCCUUGGUUUUCCAUGGCUAUGGCAUUUUCUGCUCCAGGUCUCAAUCGGAGGAUGCAUUUCACUCGUUCUCCGCUGCUUUUUUGCAUUCGCAAGGUACGGCUUGGAAGCUCUGUAGCCACUGGUUCUACUUCUGAACCAGCAAUUCUCUGUAAGGAGAAAGAUAAGGAUUGUAUUUCAUUUGCUUUCCGUAGAAAAGAAAUAGAGCGGACUGAUAGCUCAAUACCUCAAUGGAAGACAUUGACUUCUGAGGAACUUGGGAUUGAAACAUCGAUGAUUUCAAAGCCUACGUGGCAGGUUCUAAGUGGGCUAAGGAAACAAGGAUAUGAGGUCUACCUUGUUGGUGGGUGUGUCCGGGAUCUUAUCCUAAGGAGAAUUCCUAAAGACUUUGAUAUCAUAACUUCAGCUCAACUUAGAGAGGUACGGAAAAUUUUUACUCGUUGUCUAGUUGUUGGAAAGCGGUUUCCAAUUUGCCAUGUGUAUGUCCUUGACACUAUUAUAGAGGUUUCAAGCUUUAGCACCUCUGGAAGCAGACUUGGUUUUAAUAAUUACAUUACCAAACCUUCCAACUUAAAUGAGCCCGAUUAUAUUCGCUGGAUGAAUUGCUCACAGCGGGACUUUACCAUUAACAGUUUGAUGUAUGAUCCAUACAAAAAGAUUGUAUAUGAUUAUUUGGGGGCAAUGGAGGAUAUUAGAAAAUCCAAGGUGCGAACUAUUAAACCUGCAAACCUUUCUUUUACUGAGGACUGUGCCCGGAUUUUACGUGCGGUGAGAAUUGCAGCCCGUUUAGGAUUUCGUUUUACCAGAGACAUAGCACUUUCUAUAAAAGAGUUAUCUUGCUCCGUGUUAAAGCUUGACAAGGGACGGAUACUUAUGGAAAUGAAUUAUAUGCUAGCAUUUGGGUCUGCAGAGGCUUCUUUGAGAUUAUUAUGGAGAUUUGGGCUUCUGGAGAUACUUCUUCCGAUCCAAGCAUCAUAUUUUGUUUCACAAGGUUUCAGGAGACGUGAUGCGAGCUCAAACAUGCUUCUGAUUUUGCUUUCCAACCUUGAUAAAUUUGUGGCGCCUAAUCGACCAUGCCAUAGCAGCUUAUGGAUUGCUAUCUUAGCAUUUCACACAGCUUUGGUUGACGAGCCUCAAGAUCCAUUGGUUGUUGCAGCAUUUAGCCUUGCUCUCCAUAAUGGAGGAUCCUUGUAUGAAGCAAUAGAAAUAGCCCGAAAUAUCUCACAGCCACACGUGUCGUUCCACGAAAUAGUAGAAACUAAUCACAGAGAAUCAGAUUAUGUACUGAUGGCACGGGUCGUCAAUCUUGCAGCUUCAGUGAAAGCCAUGUUAUGGAAGAUGACUGAUCACCAUUAUGUUUCGCAAGCUAUGAUCGAGUAUCCUCAAGCACCUUGGUCUGAUCUGGUUUUUAUCCCACAGGCUUUGUCAAUGAGGGUGUGUAAAAUUUUUGAAUGUGUUAAAAGGGGCAAGGAAAGUGGAGCAGUUCCCAAAAGAAGUAGAACGAUCAACCACAAUUCCUUGGCAUUGGGUAACUUGUCAGAGGUUCGACAUGUAUUUGCUAGGAUCGUUUUCGACACAGUUUACCCUCAUAACCGAAACAGACAGUUCAAUAUCGUCGAACCAACAGAGAGAUGAACAAACUACUCCCAUUCAAAACGUUCUUUGUGCAAGAUGGCAACAAGAAGGAAGAGAUGACCGGUGUAAGGUUGUCGGGAAGCACAUAAUUUGUCGAUACUGAGCCGAAUGGUGUUGCGUUUCAAUCUUCCAUUGGUUGAGUGGUGCUGAAGGUCAUAUCAGGGGCAUAGAAUUCAGCAGUAGGUGUAAAGGCUGAAGCAGACUGACAUUAACAUCUGAUCUGUAGAGAAAUAGUGUUGAAAUUUGGGAAGGUCACAAAGAGGAAGUAAAUUGAAUUGGAGUUUGUUUGAUCUGAACCAUUUACUUCCAACUCACAGUUUCUGUAAAUUCAUUAUAAAAAUACAUUGCAGAGACUGUGUAGCAUAAAAUUGGAGCUUUAGUUUGAUCUCACAAGUGCCAUACAAUUUUGAAUUUCCUCAUUAAAGCAUCCUAUUUUGGUCAACCAACAAUGUUUUGAGAGGAUUCACUAGUUUGAUCUU
Messenger RNA from Momordica charantia (bitter melon), 2277 nucleotides. RefSeq names its product Polynucleotide adenylyltransferase family protein. The record is from RefSeq and is a predicted model, not a curated record. Gene Ontology annotation, molecular function: RNA binding; nucleotidyltransferase activity. Lineage: Eukaryota; Viridiplantae; Streptophyta; Magnoliopsida; Cucurbitales; Cucurbitaceae. Gene Ontology annotation, biological process: RNA processing.